Molecule: messenger RNA, 924 nt
Organism: Thyridium curvatum
Lineage: Eukaryota; Fungi; Ascomycota; Sordariomycetes; Thyridiales; Thyridiaceae
Exons: 2
Coding region: 1-924 (307 amino acids)
Cellular component (GO): COP9 signalosome
Source: RefSeq, a predicted model, not a curated record
AUGGAGCAAGUCAAGGCUCUCGAUGCUCUUGAGCAAUUCGUAGCUCUGUCCAAAGCAGCAACCUCCCCCCGCGCCGCCGCAGAUGUCAUCAGGCAAGCGACCUCACACCCAAACACCUUCCUCUUCACAGAGCUCCUCGAGGCGCCCCAGAUCCAGGCCCUCUCCUCCCAACCUGACUUGGCCCCGCACCUCGCCCUCCUCCGCAUCUUCAGCUACGGCACGUACACAGACUACGCCUCGGCGCAGGGCCUGCCGCCCCUCAACGAGGCCCAGGCCCUCAAGCUCCGGCAGCUCUCCGUCCUCACCCACGCCCGCGACCACGCCUCCCUGACCUACGCCUCCCUGAUCCAGAAGCUCGGCCUCUCCUCCGCGCGGGAGCUCGAGGACACGGUCGUGUCGGCCGUGUACGCGGGCCUCGUCCAGGCCAAGCUCGACCCGGCCCGCCAGCAGGUCCAGGUCACCAGCAUCGCGCCCCUGCGCGACCUGGCCCCGGGCUCCGUGCCCUCGCUCCUGACCGCCCUGCGCGAGUGGUCCGGCCGCUGCGAGUCCACGCUCGACGAGCUCGAGGCCCAGGUCGCCGCCAUCCGCCAGGACGUCGCCCAGCGCGCUGCCGAGCGCCGCGCGUGGGACGAGCGGAUGCACCGCCUGGUGGAGGAGGAGAAGACGAAAGCCAUGGCCGGCGGUCACGACGGUAUGGGUGGUGGCGGAGGUGGCGGCGGCGGCGGUGGCGGUCACGGCAGGAGGCACUUGGUGUCGGGGUCUCACAAUUCGUCGCAUCACCAGCACUCACGCUUUGGCAAGCGUGGCAGCAGCCUGAUGGAUGCCACCGGAGCGGGUACCCUAGACGACGAGGCGAUGGACGUGGAUGACGAGGAGGAUGUCGGAACCGAUGGCAAGAAGAGAGCAAGCCGGCGCAAGCUGUAA